AUGGAGUCGCUCGGCAGCGAAAUUUGUCUUCAGAGUCCCCCGGGCCUUGUUGCACACGACGCCUUUCGGUGUCAAUUUCCUGGCUGCAAUGCCACAUACCAGCGCAAGGAGCAUUUGAGCCGCCACGAAAGAUCGAAGCACACUAAGCAACAGGCUCUUGCAUGUUCUAGGUGUAGUCGUAACCUUAAAUCUAGUGAUACCCUUCGACGUCAUACUCAGAGGCAGCACCAAGUCAAGGAGCCUCUUAAUCGCGCGCGCCAAGCUUGUGCGGGUUGCCAUGCAGCAAAGUCUCGAUGCGAAGGGGGCGUACCAUGCCAGGAGUGUGUUCGUCGCAACGUUCAAUGUUCUUUCCAAGACCACACUAGUAUUGCAGCAGAGCAACGAAUACGGUCAUUAAACCCAACACCGCCAUCCUUAAAUCCCGACCAGUCGCGGUUAUCCUAUUGUGAGAAGAGAAAAGAGUUCGUUGAUCGUUAUUUUGAGAUAUUCCAUCCGUGCUGGCCCUUCAUCCACAGAGGCACCUUCGAUAUACGCCAAGAACCUCCAUUACUUCUACAGUCAAUGGUAGUUAUAGGGAUGUGGAUAACGGGAGAAACAUCUGCGCAGUCUGCCGCAAUGGAGCUAUAUGAUAAACUUGACUGUGCAAUCCGACAUCAAACGGUAUUCCACAUCACCGAUCUAUGA
Penicillium cataractarum is the source of this 684-nucleotide messenger RNA. Its product is annotated as Zn(II)2Cys6 transcription factor domain-containing protein. Gene Ontology annotation, biological process: DNA-templated transcription; regulation of transcription by RNA polymerase II. The transcript is spliced from 2 exons. Lineage: Eukaryota; Fungi; Ascomycota; Eurotiomycetes; Eurotiales; Aspergillaceae. The record is from RefSeq and is a predicted model, not a curated record. Gene Ontology annotation, cellular component: chromatin. Bases 1 to 684 code for a protein of 227 amino acids. Gene Ontology annotation, molecular function: zinc ion binding; DNA-binding transcription factor activity, RNA polymerase II-specific; RNA polymerase II cis-regulatory region sequence-specific DNA binding.